Messenger RNA from Bombus terrestris (buff-tailed bumblebee), 2741 nucleotides. RefSeq names its product protein UBASH3A homolog (gene Epp). The transcript has 4 exons. The record is from RefSeq and is a predicted model, not a curated record. The coding region runs from base 36 to 1874 and encodes 612 amino acids. Lineage: Eukaryota; Metazoa; Arthropoda; Insecta; Hymenoptera; Apidae. Gene Ontology annotation, molecular function: protein binding.
AGCAAGUAGCAAGUAUCAAGGUGUAAUGGACCGUCAUGGCGACGUUACCGCCGCGGAAAAAUCCAACUCCGACGAAGAUUUUAAAACAGCAUUUAACCCCGUUGCAAACGUUAUUACAAUUAGGUUUCCCGAAACAUCGAGCAGAGAAAGCAUUAGCUGCUACAGGACAUCGAGGUGUUCGACUUGCAUCGGAUUGGCUAGUAGCUCAUGUUAGAGAUCCUACUUUGGAUUCUGAUACCCAUAGACAAUAUGUUUUGUAUGCUUGUCCUACGGGUGAAUUAGCUGAGCAACUUAGGAGAUUUUGGUCAGAGAGUAAAGAACUCAUAUGGAAUGGAGCACAUAAUUAUGUGCCACAUAUUACGCUUGUAUCAUUUUUCAAGGCACCAGAUGAAUCUACUGAGGAAUUGGUAAAUGCGCUUGAAAGUAUAGUUAACCAAGGUGAAUUAUCAAAGAAUAUUGAAUUAGAAACUUAUGUUUCUCCUAAUUUUAUGGGUCUAUUUGUUAAAGAAGUAAAUACAGAAUGGCUAAAAAACAUUGCCAUUUGUUAUGCAAACAAACUUUCAAGUUUGGGAAUUUCUGCAGAACCCCAAAUAAAAUCUUUACAUUUGACAUUGGCUUAUCAAUUUCCCGGCAACUUAUAUCAACAAUUGCGCCUGAUGGUGGAGAAACUGACACUCAUUUGUCCAACUAAUUGGGAACUCAGAUUAUAUUCCAGAGAUUCUAGGCUACAAAAUGCACAUGUACAUAAAGUGACACAUCCUCACAUGCCUAGGGAACACGAUGAAUUAGAAUUGAGAGUGGGAGAUUACAUUUACAUUCCAGAAGGGGCGUGUAGCGUAUCUACAGAUGGUUGGGUUGAAGGUAUCUCUUGGCUAACUGGUAUUUCAGGGCAUUUACCUUUGAAUCAUACAAAACGUACAGCUGAAUCAGAUUCAUGGACUUUACAUACGACCAUACAAAUUACUGACAAUAGAAGCGGAAUUUUAGAAAAAGAAGAAAUAUCCCUAACUCGGAAACCACCAAUAUCUUUAUCGACUGAUUCCAUAGACAGCCCUGAUGGAGUAGCAACAACUACUGAAUCAAUUGAAGCUUCUGAAGUACCUUCAAGUUCCUCAAGACAAAUUUUUAUAUGCCGUCAUGGAGAAAGAGUAGAUUUUACAUUUGGAGCAUGGAUUCGUUAUUGUUUUGAAUCAAAUGGAUCCUAUGUUCGUAGAGACUUGAAUAUGCCAAAGGAAAUACCAUCGAGAAAUAUACAGGACUUUCGAAAUGAUAGUCCUUUAACAACUGUAGGUGAAGUACAAGCAAGUUUGGUAGGAGAAGCUAUGAAAUCAUCUAGUAUUAAAAUAGACGUGGCUUUUACAUCUCCCUCAUUAAGAUGUAUACAAACAUUGGCCCACAUUUUAAAAGGAUUAGAUUUAAACAUUCCAAUGAAAAUAGAGCCAGGUCUCAUAGAGUGGUUAGCAUGGUAUCCAAAUGGUGUUCCUGUUUGGAUGACAUCUGAAGAAUUAAUAAAAGCAGGUUUUAACGUAGAUAAAAGUUAUAACCCAAUUGUUAAAGCAAAAGAUCUUCCAUUGAAAGAAAAUGCAGCCCAGUAUUAUGAACGAAGUUAUGAAUUAAUCAAACGAAUUAUUGAAAAUACAGUAGGAAAUAUUCUAAUAGUAGCUCAUGCUGCUUCUUUGGCCGCUUGUACCAGACAAUUAACAGGUGGGAAAGUACCACCAGCUUCUGAAGUUACUAGAUUAGCACAGAGAGUACCAUAUUUAGCGUGUUUAACAGCACGUGAAGGGUUGGAUGGUUGGCAACUUCAUCCACCUCCUUUUCCUCCUAUAACCCAUACCAGUAAUACUAGAUUUGAUUGGAAAGUAUUAUUAUAAAAAGUAAUUAAUAUUUUAAAUACAGUUUUUCUCUUUUUAUCUUUUAAAAUAUUAAAGCUUAAAUCAUUAAGAACUAUGCAGAUACAAUGAAUUUUUUGUAAUAUAUGUAUUUUAAUUUAUAUAAACUACAUUAGAAAGAGAGAAAAAGUAUUAAAAAGAUUAUUUUCUGGGUUGGGUUAUUUAUAACGUAAUAAAAAAUAUGCCAGUCGUCUAUUCAAUAUUUAAAACAAUUAAUAUUUGUAGGGCAAUAAAUACGGGUAUUGAUUUUUUUUAAUUCUACCUUUUCUAUAGAGAUAUACUAAGUAGCAUAUACGUUUAAAAUGAAUGUAUGAAUUAAUAUUUUGAAAAAGAUAUAUUCUCAUAGAUUUCGUACUGGUCGUUUAGAAAAUGUUUAGUAAAGACGAAGUAUAGUAUUUAUAACCUUUAACAGGCAAAUAUUGAGAGUUUAUUCAGAGUUUUUAAGAAUAUAUUUAAAAGAUUAUGAAAUUAAAAAAUUGGUUAUAUGAUGAUUUGCUGUAACGUUAAUCACAAUUUGUAAAGUUCAUAUGGUUAUUGAAUCAAUCUAUUAUUUAUUCAAAUGUUUAAAUCUGCAUGUAUUUUGAACGUAUUAUUAUACAUGCAGAAUAUAUAAACAGAUUUAGGAUCUAUUACUACUAUGUUUAGUGAAGGUUUACUUUAUUCUGACAAAAAAUCUAUGUGUACGAAAAUAACAAAAAUCAGUAAAUAAUAAAAUUUUUCCACACACUGUACAGGUCUAUGAAACAAUAGUUGGUAUGAAUAAUGUGUGAAGAAAUAGAAGUACAAAAUUAAUGUAGAAAAAUAAUGUUAUUUACCAAAGAAAUAUAUAAGAUGUUAUUUCAUUACAAA